CCAGCCCGCCCCGCCUUAGCUCCCGCGCUAGAGAGAAACAUGUAUCGUUUCCGAUCACAGCUCUUCACGGGGAUUUCUGCUGCUGCCACCGCCCACUCGUACCCCCGCCGCUUCUCGCCUCUGUUGUUAGCUGAAGACUCGCCUCUUAGCCGCCCGCCGCACAGACGCACGAGUAAAAAGUGCAGCUCCAUCGGCUGAUCCUCGCUAAGUUCCGAGUUUAGGCGGCACCGGGCGUCCCACGAUGCCGAAGAAUAAGAAGCGGAACACUCCCCACCGCGGUGGCAGUGGUGGCAGCGGCUCAGGGGCAGCUGCAGCGACGGCGGCGACAACAGGUGGCCAGCAUCGAAAUGUUCAACCUUUUAGUGAUGAGGAUGCAUCAAUUGAAACAAUGAGCCAUUGCAGUGGUUACAGCGAUCCUUCCAGUUUUGCUGAAGAUGGACCAGAAGUCCUUGACGAGGAAGGAACUCAAGAAGACUUAGAGUACAAAUUGAAGGGAUUCAUUGAUUUGACCCUGGAUAAGAGUGCGAAGACAAGACAGGCAGCUCUUGAAAGUAUUAAAAAUGCACUGGCUUCAAAAAUGCUUUAUGAAUUUAUUCUGGAAAGAAGAAUGACUUUGACUGACAGCAUUGAACGCUGCCUGAAAAAAGGUAAGAGUGAUGAGCAGCGUGCGGCUGCAGCAUUAGCAUCGGUUCUUUGUAUUCAGUUGGGCCCUGGAAUUGAAAGUGAAGAGGUUUUAAAAACUCUUGGACCAAUCCUAAAGAAAAUAAUUUGUGAUGGAACAGCUAGUAUCCAGGCUAGGCAAACUUGUGCAACUUGCUUUGGUGUUUGCUGUUUUAUUGCUACAGAUGACAUUACUGAGCUGUAUUCAACUCUGGAAUGUUUGGAAAGUAUCUUCACCAAGUCCUAUCUCAAAGAGAAAGACACUAACGUUAUAUGCAGCACCCCUAAUACAGUGCUUCAUAUCAGCUGUCUUCUUGCAUGGACAUUAUUAUUGACCAUAUGCCCUAUCAAUGAAGUGAAGAAAAAGCUUGAGAUGCAUUUCCAUAAACUUCCAAGCCUCCUUUCUUCUGAUGAUGUCAACAUGAGAAUAGCUGCUGGUGAAUCUUUGGCACUUAUGUUUGAAUUGGCCAGAGGGAUGGAGAGUGACUUUUUUUACGAAGACAUGGAAUCUUUGACGCAGAUGCUUAGGGCUUUGGCUACAGAUGGAAAUAAGCACCGUGCCAAAGUGGACAAGAGAAAGCAGCGAUCGGUGUUCAGAGACAUCCUGAGGGCAGUGGAGGAACGGGAUUUUCCAACAGAAACUGUUAAAUUUGGCCCUGAACGAAUGUAUAUUGAUUGCUGGGUCAAAAAACAUACCUAUGACACCUUUAAGGAAGUUCUUGGAUCAGGGAUGCAGUAUCAUUUGCAGUCAAAUGAAUUCCUUCGUAAUGUAUUUGAACUUGGACCCCCGGUGAUGCUUGAUGCUGCAACACUUAAAACGAUGAAGAUUUCUCGUUUUGAAAGGCACCUGUAUAACUCCGCAGCCUUCAAAGCUCGAACGAAAGCUCGAAGCAAAUGUCGAGAUAAGAGAGCAGAUGUUGGAGAAUUCUUCUAGAUUUUCAGCAGUUGGAAGACCACUUUCUAAUUUUUUUUUUUUUGUAAUUUCUAAUGUAUUUAAAUUAGAGACAGUUUUUAUCUAGGGUCAGCUUAGAUAGCUUUUGUAACAGGUUAUAUUAUAAUUUAAUGUGUACAGUAUUGCAAAUGGUGAGUUCUGAUUAUUGAAUAUUCUCUGUAAAUCAUUAAACAUAAAUAAAGUGUAAUGUUUAGUCAUUUUCUAUUUAUGAAGAGAGCAAAAACACGGUAUUUCACUUGAUUUCAUAAUGAGGAAAACUAUUACUCAAGGUUAAAUUUAUUAUACUGCGGUUGUCCAAAAAUAUUGAUUAUAAUGAUGUAAAUAUACAAGGUAUUUAACUUUAAGAUGUUAGGUGAGUUCUGGAUACAGUUUUGGGAGCUAGUUCUUCUGGAAAAGCUGCUGUAUUUUAAUUUUUAAAUGGAACCUAAUUUAAUUUUGUCACUGGGAUCAACAUAGAGAAUUUAUUCGAUGAGACCUUAACAGCUGCACUUAAAGGUCAUUCAGUCCAGCUUUUGAGAGUUCAUGAAGAAUUAACAUAUGCCAGAAAGGCUGCUAACGUUGACCUCUGAGGGUACUAACACAUUUUAUCUGCUAUAUUCUUGUAUUUUGAAAUAAAGAUCUUUUAUAAAAAGUGCUUCUUUUCUAGUAGAAGAAACAUUUAUGGGUCUGAAGUAGCGUUCAAAAUGACCAACCUAGGUAGGGAGUGAGACAGAACUUACUUUGUAUAUUUGGACACAUGAAAAUAAAUGAAAAAAAUGUAGCAAUGUCA
Messenger RNA from Callorhinus ursinus (northern fur seal), 2381 nucleotides. It is a transcript of the gene IFRD1, whose product is annotated as interferon related developmental regulator 1. Gene Ontology annotation, cellular component: nucleus. Lineage: Eukaryota; Metazoa; Chordata; Mammalia; Carnivora; Otariidae. The record is from RefSeq and is a predicted model, not a curated record.